Molecule: messenger RNA, 1571 nt
Organism: Anopheles coustani
Lineage: Eukaryota; Metazoa; Arthropoda; Insecta; Diptera; Culicidae
Gene: mats
Product: MOB kinase activator-like 1
Exons: 3
Coding region: 451-1098 (215 amino acids)
Biological process (GO): hippo signaling; positive regulation of protein phosphorylation
Cellular component (GO): nucleus; cytoplasm
Molecular function (GO): protein kinase activator activity
Source: RefSeq, a predicted model, not a curated record
AGUCUCGUCCGAAGUGUUGUUGCCCACUGCCAGUGUCCAAAGUUUCGCUUUUGUUUCGUCUUUAAUUUUCACCUUCUAUUAGCUUUGAUGUUGGUCCACUCGUAAGUUGUCCACCAGGACAAACUAUUGUUUCUUCCGCCAAACCCACACGGUAGACCCCCGGUUCACUGUUGCGUUCGCUCGGUUCGGUUUGGUUCGGUUUGGGUAGGUGAAAGAUAGCUGCACACCCUGGGCAGUGUAGUGUGUUUGUUUGAAAGCAGGAGGAAAAAAUAGAAGAUACGCACCGGGCCACACUAAAUUUAAUCCGUGCUUAAUUGAGCUUUAGUUUGGUUCCUGUGAACCCGGCUGUGAUCUUAACGAUCACGGGAACCAGUGGACCUUCUUCUAGUGUUGCACCCAAACCUCUAGCGCGUUUGGGUUUCGACAGGAAAGGCAGUUCAGCCCAGCGCAAUGAGCUUCUUGUUUCGAUCGAGUAAAACAUUCAAACCAAAGAAAAACAUCCCGGAAGGCACACAUCAGUAUGAUCUUAUGAAACAUGCAGCUGCGACGCUCGGAUCAGGCAACCUACGAAAUGCGGUACAGCUUCCUGACGGCGAAGAUCUCAACGAAUGGGUUGCAGUUAAUACGGUGGACUUCUUCAAUCAAAUCAACAUGUUGUACGGUACAAUAACGGAAUUCUGCACCGAAGACACGUGCAGCAUUAUGUCGGCCGGGCCCAAGUACGAGUAUCACUGGGCGGACGGGCAAACAGUGAAAAAACCGAUCAAAUGUAGCGCCCCCAAAUACAUCGACUAUCUGAUGACGUGGGUGCAGGACCAGCUGGACGACGAAACGCUUUUCCCGUCGAAGAUCGGAGUACCGUUCCCGAAGAACUUUAUCAACAUCGCCAAAACGAUCCUCAAGCGGCUGUUCCGGGUGUACGCGCACAUCUACCAUCAGCACUUCUCCGAGGUGGUCCGGUUGAGCGAGGAAGCGCAUCUCAACACUUCCUUUAAGCACUUUAUAUACUUUGUGCAAGAAUUUAAUCUCAUCGAUCGCCGAGAGCUGGCCCCGCUGCAGGAUCUUAUCGAUAAGCUCAUUACAAAGGACGGCCGAUAAGCGUUUCAUUCCGCCGUUCAUCUAUUCGCAUACGUAGUAGUAUCAAAGCACAUAAACCACAACCACCCCCUUCAUGCUGCCGUCGUCGAGUCAAGACAACAAGACAACACUCCCGUGGAAUCCUUAAAACGUUUGAAAAAACACACACACACACAACCAUCCCAAAUCGCCCUGAUACCACUCACUAAGCUAAUUUAUUUCUUUUAACCCUUACACGUUCUCGAAUGUUUUAGACAGAUACGAUUUUAAUCUUAAGCUUUUACCAACGUCGUCCACGUGCGUUUUCCGCCACCCGGAGGGGCAGCGCUGGAAGCCAGCUCUGCACCCUUGACCAGGGUACCACCGGUGGCUAUUGUUAGUAACGUUUUAUGAAAACGGAUACUGUGUCCCACGAAACUUUCUCCGAAUCGGAAGAUGAAAUCCGUACUUUUAGUUGAGAAAAAGAAUAGUGUAUAUACCGUCUUGAAAAUGCA